This is a messenger RNA of Suillus subalutaceus, 4816 nucleotides long. RefSeq lists its product as uncharacterized. The record is from RefSeq and is a predicted model, not a curated record. The coding region runs from base 225 to 4757 and encodes 1510 amino acids. The transcript is spliced from 18 exons. Lineage: Eukaryota; Fungi; Basidiomycota; Agaricomycetes; Boletales; Suillaceae.
CUGAGAACCGUUACUCUCCUGUUCCUCCCAUAGCCUCGUGCUACUUCCUGCAUCAUCAUACUUAUACCCGUUUUAUCUAUCGUACUCGCUCACGUUUCUCCCGCAGGUUCCUUCGCUGCUAGCCAGCGACUCGAACUCCAGCCGCCUGGACUGACCUCGGUUUUCAGAGAGCCGACAGUCACCUGCUUGUGCUCAGUGUCGCUAAUUUUCUGGACAUCAGAACAAUGUCUCACUUUACUAGCCAUCCGUACUACCAUACCAUGCCAGCUAUUCAUUCCUCCCGAAAUAAUCAUCCACUUCCUCUCAGCCCACCGGAGACCGAUCAAGAAUCCUUACCUGUUCAACUACCGCCGGCUUCUCUCGUCGCUGGCGCAGAGCUGGAACAGCUGGCGCAUUCUGCUUUGAGUUUUCCAGAGCGUUCUAAAUUCCAAUCUCGCAGGACGUCCACUUUGUCGUACCAGAACUCGGGAGUGCGAGAUAAUCGCGACCGAACCCCUUCACGGGCCUCGAAGUCUUUGAUCGUUGUUCUUCCUCCACCAGACUUUCCCGUGGAUCAUGGUCAACUGGGUAACGUGCUGUCCAUGGGACCUCGUCACCGUUUAUCUCAAGGGAUCCUCAUGCCCCUAUUCCCUACGAUGUACGGGCAACUCACUGCAAUCGCACGGGAGUUCAAUUUCCCGAGCACAGUGGGCUUGUGUCUCUACCACCAUAUCACUGAAAAUGGUAUCACCAUGACGCCGCGCAUAUCUGACGAUGCCUGGCAGUAUCUAUUGACACAUCUCACGGAGUCACGUAAUGGCUCCCAACAACUACCUAUCGGUGGUCGCAUAGAAUUCGACAUUGACCUCAACAAAGCUCGCUGGUUCGAUGCCUGGCUUGCCGGUACACUGCGUGACGACACCAUUGUUCCUGCUCCGCAGUCCCAUGCAUCUAUACUGCACUUGCAUGGUGACAGUAAGACUACGUUUGCAGAGGAGCACGUUGUGAAUGAAGACCGCUGGGAUAAUCAGACCAUUCAGUUGAACUCAAGGCCUACAACUAUCCGUCACGCACCCAAGAAACUUUCCCUCCUUGACCGGCUAGAUUCCACUGCGCUCCAGGAUUCGUACAAAGCAUCGCAAGCAACUUCUCCGCCUUCAAACCAUGUUGCGCAUCAACUGUCUCCUAUCCCACAAUCUGCUGCCGUUCCGCAGACGUCGAAAGCCGAGCUCCAUCGGCGCGUCAAUUCAUGGAGAGCGAGCGCACUCUUGGAUCCUGCGUCAAUGACGGAGUCAUACCAGCCCAUCCCUAAUGCUACAUUGGGUCUUGCGGCGAUUGAGGCUACGGAUGAGUACCCCUUAGAGGUAGAGGCGGGAGUCCAAGAGCCUCUGAAUUUAGCAGACUUUGCCUGGUCCGUCACAUCCGCUGGGCCACUUAGUCCGCCUCUGCAUUCUCCAUUGUCUUCUUGCCGCCUUCCUUCUGUCCAUCUUGAUCGUCGCAUGCAGGAAUCUGUGCUGUUGACACCGAUUACAGCAACUAGCUGGGGACCUCCGGAUGAUGAUUGGCUUUCGGACGUAUCAAGCAUCGAUCGUUUACCUUCGCCUGACAUUGGUAGACGUAUGCUUGAGAGCGCACCCCUGACCCCCGCUACGGCCACUAGCUGGGGGCCUGCUGACGAUUGGCGGUCAGAUGUGGCCAGCAUUGAUCGCUUGCCGUCCCCAGACAUUGCUCACCGAAUGCUGGAAGACACUUUAGCGAGUCCAGCCUCUGGAGCUCCCUGGCACAAGGUCUGGCCAUGGUUCAAGGUUGGAAACGUAUCACCAGCAGUGGAGUCAUACAGCCCAUGGGUGGGCAUGUCUGCUUCAUCGUCUUCAUGGUUCGAUGUUACAAAAGUGGCGACACUUCCAUCAACUACUUCUUCUUAUAAUCCUUGGGCUGGAAUGCCACAGGUUCAGGUUUGGCCUUGGUCCGAACUUGACAAUGCAAAGUCUGGGGUUUCAUAUAGCCCCUGGGCCAUCGUGCCUGCCAUCCGGGCAUGGCCUUGGUUUGAUAUUCACGCUUCCCAAGACAAGGGUGACCUGGAGUUGCAGCGCAGCACCUCUUCGAAUCCUUGGGUUGGCAUGCCCUGGUUUGACGUUGGACCAUGGCAUGAAGUUAACGGUGCACAGCCUAGCAAUUCCAUGCUCAUUUCACUCAGUCGACAAGGAGGGCUGAAAUCAGAAUAUCCCAGUCUAGACAUCUACCCAGCUUCCUAUCCUUAUUUCAAUAUUUAUCCUGCGUGCGCAGAGGUGAACAGCGGCCUCAGCAGCGCUAGAGGUUAUCCUAUACUUGAAAUUUAUCCUGCAGUUUACCCUCAUUUUAACUUAUAUCCUUCAAUUGCAUGCUCAGCUAUUUCUUCUCCUAAAAAAACGGCCGCCUUUCAGCCACAAAAGUCUAUUGUUGUAGAACUUGCUCCAGCUUACCCCCUGUUUAAUCUUUACUCGCCUCUUUACCCGUAUAAUCUCAAUUCGAUUUAUCCGGCACCGGCUGUCGAAUCAUCUUCAUCUGUGGUGCUCCCGAGUAGCUAUCCGUGGUUGCUUAUUUAUCCUUCUGUUUACCCCCAUGUGAACCCAUAUCCACAAGUCAGUGCCGAGGUGGCCGGACCCCGGAAAGCAGAAGACGAGAUCGCGCAGCCUCUUCAAGUGAAACUUCGGCCACAAUAUCCUGUUCUUGAUAUCUACCCUGCAGGCUACCCAUGGAGCCUGAAAACAGUAUAUCCCCCAACCGAAGUCGAAAAUGCCUCUGAAAUCACUGUCCGCUUAUCAUCGCAUUAUCCAUGGCUAGACAUCUAUCCCUCCGCUUAUCCUUUUGUGGAGCCAUAUCCGACGCUGAACAAGACAUGCGAAAGCCCUAUGAGCAGAUCUCAGACUCACUACAAGUCGGAAUGUAUGAAAGUUACGUUGGCUAGAUAUUUCCCGUCAUUCGAUUUAUAUCCCGCGGUGUAUCCACACUUUGACCUGUAUCCUGCCUUGCCAAACAUGGGGUCCGGAGGUUCGCAACAAGAGGAGCCCGCCAAGGACAAUGUCGAUAGUGUAUCAGUUGACCUUGCGGGGACUUACCCAUACAUUUGUCCUUACCCUCCCGCUUAUCCUCACUUCGACUUGUAUCCACGUGUUCAGAUACAUGCGUCCCGUGAUGGUAAGGAUUUGACGACCAGCAAUUUCUUUGCCUCGAGUAGCACGUACCCCUUCUUGGUCAUCUAUCCUGCUGUGUAUCCGCACUUCGAUCUGUAUCCCGCACGUGCCGCAGAACCAGCGAGUCGGGGAGAGGCCACGGCCAAUGAUAGGUUCUCCGUUUCAGCAUACCCCUUCCUUGUCAUUUAUCCUCAUGUGUACCCUCACUUUAAUCUAUAUCCCGCCCGUGCGGCAGAAUUAGCGAGUCGGGAGGAGGACAUGGCCACCGGCAAGUUCUCCGCUCCAGCGUAUCCCUUCGUUGUCGUUUAUCCUCAUGUGUACCCUCACUUCAAUCUGUAUCCCGCCCGCGCGGCAGAGCUAGCGAAUCGGGAGGAGGACAUAACUAACAGCAAGCUUGUCGUUUCGAGUAGCACGUACCCCUUCCUGGUCAUCUAUCCUCAUGCGUACCCUCACUUCAAUCUGUAUCCCGCCCGCGCGGCAGAACUAGUGACCCGGGAAGAAUCAAAGAUUUUUAAUGUAACUGCUAGUUCAUAUCCAUAUCUUGCGAUCUAUCCACCUGUGUAUCCCUACUUUGAUCUAUAUCCCAGUAUCCCCCCGAGAGUUGAUGCCCCUGCUGCAAGCGGAACAUCAAGUGUAAGAAUGGACCACGGGUACCCAGUCUUAAACAUCUACCUUGCUGCCUACCCGCACUUUGAUAUUUACCCUGCGCUUGGAAACGUAACGCAGCCAUCUCAGAAGGCGACCGAUAUACCAGUGCGCCCAUUAUCUGCGAAAAGGCAUAGGAAAACACACGCUGAAGUACAUGUCGAGGUGGCACCAUCACCUAGGCUCCUCGUGGCUAGGAGAAAGUCUGCGAAAACACACCGUCAGCUACAUGCUGAGGUUUUUGUCAAUGGAGUCACUUGGACACCUAGCGGAUACGUGCAAGACCUAGCACUUCCUGACAAGCCACACGAAGAGGCCAAUCGCGGCCCGCGACGCCGAAUGCCCUCUGUACAUGAAGUAAUGCCUCGACUGGCGCAUUCCCGCUCGCUAACCCUCUCUAACCAGCAACCGCCGACUAGUCCAUCGCUGCGAGAGAGACAACAGCACGUGUUGCAUAAUGCUCCACCCAUUCCCCCUCUCCGCAUCAGCAGUCCAGGGGUGCCAGCUGUCUCGGAGUUCCCGAUUCCUAUACUACCACCUGCAUCACCUACUAAGUCACGGUUGUCGCAAGUCGUGAGAUCCUUUGGAUCGUCAAUAAUGCAGGGGCGCAAUUUGACAUCGACCUCAGAUGACCACAACGAGAGGGCGAAAUCUCCCACAAGGUCUAUGUUCCCUUCCUUUGAUCGACGCAGCUCUAUGAUUCCAUCACUGCCUCCCCAUAAUCCGUCAGACCUCUUGGGACGCAGUCGGUCGCCUGUCCGACAGGGCGCUCAGAACCUUGUUUUGCAAAGGGCAAGGGCUUAUGAACAAUCGACUUCUGCAUCCCAGCAUCAUUCUCACAGCGUGAGAGGCACGCAAUUAUCAUCGCCCUCACUGCUUCCCAUUCCUGAUUUCCCCCAUGCAAUAGAUCUGGGUUUGAAGAUUGAUGAGUCAAGUCUCUUAAAGAACACCACUCCUUAGACUUCGUCUUGAGUUGUAUAUAUAUUGUGUUGCUACAAAUUAAUCGAUUCAUACAAUAA